AUGUUUGUGAGAAUGAAAAUGUAUGGGGGUACUGAGAAAGGAAAAGCUCUGGAAUUAUAUGGAAAUGACUUGACCAAACUAGCUGCAAGUGGAAAACUUGAUCCAGUCAUUGGACGUGAAGAAGAGAUUCGUCGUACUAUUCAAGUCUUGUCUCGUAGAACAAAGAAUAACCCUGUCCUCAUCGGAGAAGCUGGUGUGGGAAAGACUAGUAUUGCAGAAGGUCUUGCUCAGCGUAUUGUCAAUGGAGAGGUCCCAGAAUCAAUCAAAGAUAAAAAAGUCAUCUCAUUGGAUCUAGGUGCUCUUGUUGCAGGAGCAAAAUAUAGGGGUGAAUUUGAAGAGCGUUUGAAAGCUGUUCUAGCUGAUGUGAUGGAUCAGGAAGGCAAGAUCAUCUUGUUCAUCGAUGAAUUACAUAUGCUCCUAGGGCUUGGCAAGUCUGAAGGCGCCAUGGACGCCGGAAAUAUGCUGAAGCCUGCUUUGGCCCGAGGCCAGCUGCACUGUUGUGGUGCAACGACAAUUGAUGAAUACCGCAAGUACAUCGAGAAAGAUCCAGCAUUGGCUCGUCGUUUCCAGUCUGUAAUGGUAGAAGAACCUACUGUUGAGGACACGAUUUCGAUCCUGCGUGGACUCAAGGAACGUUAUGAGGUUCACCACGGAGUCCGGAUCGCUGACUCUGCACUCGUAGCAGCAGCAGUCCAGAGUCACCGAUAUAUUACUAACCGGUUCUUACCGGACAAGGCCAUUGACUUGGUAGACGAGGCUUGCUCCAAGCUUCGACUACAACAAGAAAGCAAACCAGAUGUGAUCGAGAGCCUGGAUCGCAGUAUUGUCACCAUGGAAAUUGAGUUGGAGAGUUUGAAGAAGGAAACUGAUCCGCUCUCAGUUUCGAGACGCACCAAACUUGAAGAAGAUCUAGAACUCAAGAAGAAAGAAUCAGAACGGUUGACCAGUAUCUGGCAAGAAGAGAGAGAAAAGUUGAACAAGAUCAAGAGCACCAAGGCUGAGUUGGAGCAAGCUCGCAUUGAUUUAGAGGCAGCUCAACGCAGGGGUGACUUCACAAGGGCUUCUGAACUUCGUUAUGGAGUCAUUCCGAAAUUGGAGGCACAGCUUCCCAAAGAGGAAAGGGUCCCUGUCAACGGCUCAGAAAGCAGCAUUGUUGCCAUGGAGCAGGCUGAGAAUGCAGAUGAGAGACCGAUGGGACCUUUGGGAACUCAGGAAGAAGUUGAGAGUUUGAUUCAUGAACGUGUUACAGCAGAUGAUAUCUCACGCGUCGUUGCAAGAAUGACAGGCAUUCCUGUUCAGAACCUACUAAGAGGCGAAAAAGAACGUCUACUGGGAAUGGAAAAGGCCCUUCACGAGCGGGUGGUGGGCCAGGAUGAAGCUAUUUCUGCCGUCUCCGAGGCCGUGCGUCUAAGCCGUGCUGGCCUCUCAAGCCCCACUCGUCCCAUUGCAUCAUUCAUGUUCCUUGGACCUACAGGUGUCGGAAAGACCGAAUUAUGCAAGGCCAUCGCCAAGUUCUUGUUUGAUACAGAAAAUGCAAUUGUGCGCAUUGACAUGUCUGAGUACAUGGAGAAAUUCUCGACCUCUCGUUUGAUUGGCGCUCCACCUGGUUAUGUUGGUCACGAAGAGGGCGGAGAGCUGACAGAGGCGAUCCGUCGUAAGCCAUAUUCUGUGAUUCUACUGGAUGAGAUUGAGAAGGCUCACAAGGAUGUCUUCAACUUGAUGCUUCAGGUCUUGGACGAUGGUCGUUUGACGGAUUCACAGGGCCGUACCAUUGAUUUUAGGAACACGAUCAUCAUCAUGACUUCGAAUCUGGGAGCAGAGAUGUUAGCCAUUGCUGAAGAUGAUGCCUCGGCUAGAACCCCUUCAUCCGUCAGUAAACUAGCCAAACGCAAGGAGAAGAAGGAUGAGAGCAAAGUCACGGAUGCAGAGAAGGAAGGAGUUAUGCAGGUGGUGAGACAUCAUUUCGCGCCCGAGUUCAUUAAUCGUGUCGAUGAUAUGGUGGUCUUCAACCGUUUAUCGCACAGUGCCAUUCGUGACAUUGUGGAUGUUCGUCUACGCGAGGUUCAGGCUCGUUUGGAGGACCGACGUAUCAAGAUCAAUGCAGAUGCACAGGCUAAGGAAUGGCUCGCUGACCGCGGAUACAGUUCUGCGUAUGGCGCUCGUCCAUUGAACCGUGUUAUCCAGAAACAACUACUCCAGCCUCUGGCCAAAUUAAUUAUCGAGGGCAAGGUCAAAGUUGGAGAAGAGAUUGGCAUCACAGUCGAGAACGAUAACUUGACAAUUGUCACUCCUUCAGGCAAGAAUUGGUAG
Messenger RNA from Lobosporangium transversale, 2310 nucleotides. RefSeq names its product P-loop containing nucleoside triphosphate hydrolase protein. Gene Ontology annotation, molecular function: ATP binding; ATP hydrolysis activity. The transcript has 8 exons. Lineage: Eukaryota; Fungi; Mortierellomycota; Mortierellomycetes; Mortierellales; Mortierellaceae. The coding region runs from base 1 to 2310 and encodes 769 amino acids. Gene Ontology annotation, biological process: cellular response to heat. Gene Ontology annotation, cellular component: mitochondrial matrix; cytoplasm. The record is from RefSeq and is a predicted model, not a curated record.